Molecule: messenger RNA, 5040 nt
Organism: Budorcas taxicolor (takin)
Lineage: Eukaryota; Metazoa; Chordata; Mammalia; Artiodactyla; Bovidae
Gene: SPEF2
Product: sperm flagellar 2
Exons: 34
Coding region: 1-5040 (1679 amino acids)
Biological process (GO): sperm axoneme assembly
Cellular component (GO): sperm midpiece; manchette
Molecular function (GO): protein binding
Source: RefSeq, a predicted model, not a curated record
AUGCCAAGUGAACGCAUUGCUGCCUCAGUGAGACUCAAUAAUGGUUUAGUCAUUAGAGAGGCAGGUCCCAAGUCAUUUGCAAAGGCAUUUUCCAGUGGCUAUCUAAUUGGAGAAGUUUUGCACAAGUUUGCACUUCAGGAUGAUUUUGCAGACUUUUCAGAAAGCAGGAUUUCCAGUGCCAAACUUAACAAUUUUUCUCGCUUGGAGCCCACACUUCACCUUUUGGGUGUGCAAUUUGAUCAGAAUGUGGCCCACAAUAUCAUCACAGAGAAGCCUGGGGCUGCCACGAAACUCUUAUAUCAGUUGUACAUUGCUCUCCAGAGGAAAAAGAAAGGUGUUCAGACUAGAGUGGAAAUGAGCACAAAAGUUCAAAACAUGAAAAGCGAGGCUUUCCGAGAUCAACGCUUGAGCAAAAGACGACAAAAUGAAAUCAUGGCCAAAAUCCAAGCAGCUAUCAUACAGAUUCCUAAACCCACAUCAAAUCGUACUCUGAAAACAUUUGACGCCCAAAAAUUAAUGAAAAAGAAAAAAGAGGCAGAGGAUGUGGCCAAUGAAAUUAAGAAGUUUGAAGCAUUAAUAAAAAAGGAUCUCCAGGCAAAAGAAAGUGCAUCCAAGACUUCUCUAGAUACAGCAGGCCAGACAACCACUGAUUUGUUAAACACUUAUUCAGAUGAUGACUACAUUAAAAAAAUCCAAAAACGCCUUGAAGAAGAUGCUUUUGCACGAGAGCAAAGGGAGAAAAGACGGCGGAGACUCUUAAUGGAUCAGUUAAUAGCUCAUGAAGCCCAAGAGGAGGCUUAUCGGGAGGAGCAGUUGAUCAACCGGCUGAUGCGACAGUCCCAGCAGGAACGCAGGAUCGCUGUGCAGCUCAUGCACGUUAGGCACGAGAAGGAAGUUUUAUGGCAAAACAGAAUUUUCAGAGAAAAACAAUAUGAGGAAAGACGGCUUAAAGACUUCCAGGAUGCUCUUGAUCGAGAAGCGGCUUUAGCCAGACAAGCCAAGAUUGAUUUUGAAGAACAAGCCCUCAGAGAUAAGGAAAUUCAUGAGCAGAUUGCCAUAGAAAGAGCUCAAGCUCGUUACAAAAAGCAUUAUUCAAUAUGUGCAGAAAUUUUGGAUCAGAUACUUGAUCUGUCCACUAAGGUGGCAGACUAUCGAUUGUUGACAAAUAACCUGAUCCCAUAUAAGUUGAUGCAUGAUUGGAAGGAACUGUUUUUCCAUGGAAAACCCAUAUAUGAGCAAGCCUCUCUUAGACAUUUACCAACUAAGCUCUCUGCAGAACACCUUGUAGAACUGGAGAAAAGGAACUUGCUAGAUAACAAUGAUUAUGAAGAAUAUAAGAACAUGGUUGGAGAAUGGGCCUUACCAGAAGAAAUGGUUGAAAACUUACCACCCUCCAACAAUUGCAUAUUGGGCCAUGUAAUUCACAGACUAAUUGAAAGUUCUCUUCCUCCUCAAGUUGAAUCUACAGUACCUGAGUUACCUUCAUUUGCUAUAAAAGGAUGCUUGUUGGGGAAAACCUUUAGUGGAAAAACUACUGCUCUAAAGGCUCUAGAGAAAAGCUUUCCUAUUCAGGUACUUUCUAUUGACACUCUUGUUCAAGAAGCUAUCCAAGCAUUUCAUGACAAUGAAAGUAUCAGUGGGGCCCAUGGACUUCAGAAAGCACCUGAAGAAAAGGUUUUACCAGUUAGGCGAAAGAGUGGUAAAGAAAACCAGGCAUGUACUUCCUCCCCAAAGGACGUGCAAGAUGAAGCACUACCAGAAAGAGAAGAUAAAACCAGACUUGAUACCGAUGCUAGAAAAGCAGCAAAAGCUGAAGAAGUCGUAGCGAGUGAUAGUUUCUCUGAACUCACUGUGCGUGCUCAGCUUGGUGCAAAAUCAGAAAUGCUGCUGAAGAAAGGAAAGAGCAUAUCUGAUAUAUUGCUAGUCAGCAUCAUGGUAAAUGCCAUUAAUCAGAUACCUAUGUAUAAAGGCUGGAUCCUGGAUGGCUUUCCAAUGACAUUAAACCAAGCAAAGCUUCUGGAGGAAGCACUCACAGGCUACAACAGAAACCUCAUAGAACUGGAGGGAAAGAAAUCACAAACAUCCACAUUAGCUGUUGACCCUACAGCUUCCAAAGAAGUGCCUCUUCCCCCUUCUGCAUUUGAUUUUGUCAUGUUAUUAGACAUUUCAGAUAAUUCCUCACUGAAUCGCAUGAAUGACAUCAUGGCUGAAGCAUUUUCAAGUGAAGCCCCUCAUGAAGAUAUCAAUCAGCGUGUAGCUGCUAAACACAAAGAUACAGAUGAGGACCAGAAUUUAAGAGAUCAAAUACAGCACAGAAUUGUAGGCUUCCUGGACAACUGGCCUUCGUUGGAGCAGUGGUUUACAGAGCCAGAAAACAUUUUAAUAAAAAUCAAUGCUGAAGUAGAUAAACAGUCAUUGUUCCAAAAAGUAAAGGAAAUGAUUAUGACUGAAAUAAUUAAAAAAGAAAAUAAAGGUUCUCCUAGAGGAAAAUCGGUAGGAGGGAAGAUUCCACUCAAAAAAUCACCUGCCGAGUCUACAGAUGUUUCACCGGUCCCGGUAGUGCCAGCCCCAUCGAAGCCCGGAUCAGAAGAGUGGGUGUAUGUAAAUGAACCAAUUCCUGAGGAAAUACCAUCAUUUUUAGUACCAUACUGGAAAUUGAUAGAAAAUUCCUAUAUAAAUUCCAUCAAAACAGUACUCAGGGAGUUGAGAGAAGGCCAGCAUAGCAUACUUGCUUACUUAUAUGAUAUUAGAACAGGCUUCCAGCAGUUUCUGAAGCGUCCAGACCACAAGCAAGACUUCGUGUCUCAGUGGCAGGCGGAUUUCAACUCCCUUCCUGACGACCUGUGGGAUGAUGAGGAAACAAAGGCUGAGCUGCACCAAAGAGUGAAUGAUUUACGGGACCGCCUGUGGGACAUUUGCGAUGCCCGCAAGGAAGAAGCAGAGCAGGAGCGUCUGGACAUCAUUAACGAGAGCUGGUUGCAGGACUCGAUGGGAAUUGCCAUGAACCAUUUCUUCUCACUGAUGCAGGCAGAACUGAACCGUUUCCAAGAUACGAAGAGAUUCCUGCAAGAUUAUUACAGGGCCAUGGAAUGUAAAAUUCCGAUGGAUGACACUAAGAGAUUCACUCGAGUCCCACUGGUCCGACUGGACAGUAGAGAUAUUUUGGAAAGCCAGCUUAGAAUUCCCCUGGUUCCUCGAAGAUCCAUUUCUCCAGAGUCAGCUCUAUCCAAACCAAAAGCAAAAAGCAUCCUGAAGGGCAAGAUCGAUUACACGCUGGAAAGUGUAGAGCUAAACUUUGAGACCGAUGAGAAGAUGGUGAUGGAUACGUGGCAGCAGUCUUCUUUGGCAAUAUCUCACAUGGUGGCUGCUGAAAUUCAUCAGAGGCUCAUGGAAGAAGAAAAAGAAAACCAGCCAGCAGAAACAAAAGAAAAACUUCCUCAGGCAGCUGCAAAUAAAAAAGUGAAAAAGGAGCCUCCGCCACCGCCACCACCAGCCAAGAAAAAGAAAGAGGACAAAAAAGGAAAAGGUAAAUCCCCACCUAUGGCAGAAGCUGCUCCUGUAGUAGUGCCAGCAGAAGAGGCUGAGGAAGUGGAAUUAAAAAAUGAACUGAAGCUCAGAAUAAAGGAAGAGCAUCUUGCUGCCCUGCAAUUUGAAGAGAUAGCUACACAGUUCCGACUUGAACUGAUAAAGGUAAAAGCAUUGGCUUUCCUGGAAGAGUUAGUAAUAAAGGCGGUUGAUGUAUAUAGACUCAUGGACAAGUGGCUCGGUGAGAGGUACUUGAAUGAAAUGGCCAGUGUGGAAAAACUAACUGGGGUAGCUCGCUAUCACAUUGAAACAUCAACCAAAAUUCAGAAUGAACUUUAUUUAGACCAAGAAGACUUCUUCAUUAAUGGCGAUAUCAAAGUCUUUCCAGAUCCACCUCCUCCAGUACGCCCUCCACCUGUGGAAAAGGAGGAAAACGGCACCCUGACCAUCGAGCAGCUUAACAACCUCCGGGAUCAGUUCUUAGAUAUAGCGCCCAAAGGUAUAAUAGGAAAUAAAGCAUUUGCUGACAUUCUGCUGGAUUUGGUAACUCUGAACCUUGGAACAAACAACUUUCCUACUAGUUGGAUGAACCUCACUCAACCGGAAUUGCAGGAGUUAGCAUCUUUGUUGGUAACAAACUCGGAGUCCGUGGACUGGCGGAAAUUCUUGUUAGUAGUAGCGCUGCCUUGGCCCAUCCCCCUGGAGGAGGAGCUUCUGGAGACCCUGCAGAGGUUCAAGGCCCUGGAUGCGGAGCAGCUGGGCACCGUCACUUAUGAACAGUAUAAGCAGACUGGCCUGUGGUUUACAGGAGAUGAAGAUAUCAAAAUUCCAGAAAAUCCUCUUGAACCCCUGCCAUUCAAUAGGCAGGAGCAUCUUAUAGAGUUUUUCUUUAGGUUGUUUGCUGACUGCGAGAAGGUUCCACCCCAGCUUGACUACACACAGAUGCUGCUUUAUUUUGCUUGCCAUCCAGACAGUACAGAAGGGGUCUACAGGGCCCUCAGCGUAGCCAUUGGGACUCACGUCUUCCAGCCAAUUGAAAUGCCUCAUCCUGUUGCAGCAAAGACCUCUUCCUUUACUGAUAUGAGUCCCAUUGAGGGAUAUCCUGAACUCGAGGACAACUUUAUGAGUGAGGAAAGAGAAUUACAAGAGGACGGGGAGGAAAAGGAAGAAGAAAUCCCUGAAAAUGCAAAUACGGAAAUGAUUUCCAUGCAAACAUUACUCCAAGUGUUCCGAGGAGGAAAUGAAGUACUGGACGCUAACAGAUUUGCCAGCCACCGAAAGAUAGAGAACAUUUAUUUAGAGAACUUCAUAAAAGUGUUUCAGGACCUAGGUUCCAAGAACCUCAAGCCAAUUGAAGUUGCUGUUCUUCUGAAGCAUCCUUUUAUUCAAGACCUGAUUUCAAGUUAUCCAGACUAUAAGAUCCCUGAUGUUAAGAUAAUUCUCCAAAGGAGUGAGCAUGUACAAGGAAGUGAUGAAGAGAGGUCUCCUUCAAGACUUACAGAGGAAAAGAAAUGA